Messenger RNA from Orbilia oligospora ATCC 24927, 1236 nucleotides. RefSeq lists its product as uncharacterized. The record is from RefSeq and is a predicted model, not a curated record. The transcript is spliced from 5 exons. Gene Ontology annotation, biological process: transport. Bases 1 to 1236 code for a protein of 411 amino acids. NCBI's taxonomy places the organism in Eukaryota, Fungi, Ascomycota, Orbiliomycetes, Orbiliales, Orbiliaceae. Gene Ontology annotation, molecular function: transporter activity.
AUGCCCGCUUUUUGUAAUUCUACAGACGGGCACGUCUACUCUACUACUCCAUUACCCGGUUUUGGCCUCACAGUCUCUCAGAUUGGAUUCAUAAUAUGCGGUAUCUUCGCCAUUUUUACAGCAAGUAUAGCACUGUACCUCAUCCAAAGACAUGCAUGUAAUUAUACUCGUCCUGACGAGCAGCGACACAUCAUUCGUAUCAUUCUUAUGCUCCCCGUCUAUUCCGUAAUCACAACAUUCAGCUAUGGUUACUACUUCUGGGCCAUAUACUUCGAAGUAAUCCGAGAUUGUUACGAAGCCUUCGCACUCGCCUCUUUCUUCUUCCUCAUGACCUAUCUCAUAGCUCCGACUCUCCACGAACAAAAGAAAUUCUUCCGAAGAUGGGAACCAAAACCUUGGCCUUGGCCCGCAGACUGGUGUUUAAAAGUCGGCAUCCCGUUUCGCACCCCCCGUAGCGGUCUAACAUGGUUCAAUAUCAUCUGGAUCGGAACAUUUCAAUAUUGUGCUAUCAGAGUCGUUAGUACCUUCGUAGCCUUGGCGACACAAUGGUACGGGUUAUAUUGCGAGGAAUCAUGGUCGCCGGUCUUUGCUCAUCUUUGGGUUACGAUUAUUAUCAUUGUUAUGAUUUCGGUUGCGCUUUACGUCUUGGUGGCUUUUUAUACGGCGUUGAAGGAAGAGUUGGACCCCUACCGACCGUUCUUGAAGUUCAUGAGUAUCAAACUCGUGGUAUUUUUCAUCUUUUGGCAGAUGAUCAUUAUUAGCGUCCUAAUGGGUUUCCAUGUUAUGAAGCCUGGAGAAUAUGUUUCGGAGGGUGAUUUGGGAACCGGAAUAAAUGCGGUUUUAAUAUCGGUUGAAAUGUUUGGGUUCGCAAUCCUGCAUUUGUUUUCCUAUCCGUGGAGAGAUUACACGGAGGAAGGUUUGGCGGAGCGAUACAAGAGAAUGGGUAUCGCAGUUAAGGAUAUGGAAGUCACACGGAAAGGUGGCAAGUGGGGGUGGAAGGCAUGGGUUGAUGCUUUCAAUCCUUGGGAUUUCUGCAAAGCCACAGCUCGUGGUAUCCGCUGGUUGUUUGUCGGGCGUAAGACGAGGCACAAAGAUAGUAUCUAUGCCGCAGACGACGAAACCGGCAGCGGCAGUGGUGGGAUCGAAUCUCCAUCAUCCCCCACACUAGAUGAUAAAGAAGAUAUUCUCCCCAGUCAUACAAGAAGUGGGUCCAUGACUGGUCGACGCUUGGUGUAG